Molecule: messenger RNA, 534 nt
Organism: Brachypodium distachyon (stiff brome)
Lineage: Eukaryota; Viridiplantae; Streptophyta; Magnoliopsida; Poales; Poaceae
Exons: 2
Coding region: 52-447 (131 amino acids)
Source: RefSeq, a predicted model, not a curated record
AUAUAGUGCACUCCGUUCUGCACGCGCGGCGCCACGGCGAGCGAGCCAACGAUGCCCCUCCACGCCGCCGCCACGCAGCACGCGGCCUUGCCGGCUCCAAAUGCUGCUCCGAAGAAGAGCAUCAGCAGCAGCGUUCUUCCUGUUGGAGCCAAAUGCGACACCAGGAGGGCGUUUCUGCAGGGCGUGAUGAUCGCUGCCGCCGGUGCUGGCACGCUGCUGGGUGCGGUCGACGCCGCGCCGGCGGCUUCCAAGAGGCGGGCUCCGCCACCGGCGGAGGAGAAGGAGAAGAAAGACCCCAACCUCAGCGGCGUGCAGGCCAAAGUUCUUGCCAGCAGGAAGAGGAAGGAGGCCAUGAAGGAAGCAAUGGCCAAGAUGAGGGAGAAAGGGAAGAAGCCUGCUGCCACUGUAACUGAAAAGGAGAAAUCAGUAGGGGCUGUUGUAGAGUGAGCGUGUAUGUGUGCCGCUUAAUUAAUCACAAGUGACUCAUUUCUUCGUGUUUUUUUCCAGCGAUUACAAAGAUGGUGUACACGUGAA